Molecule: messenger RNA, 1256 nt
Organism: Paraphaeosphaeria sporulosa
Lineage: Eukaryota; Fungi; Ascomycota; Dothideomycetes; Pleosporales; Didymosphaeriaceae
Exons: 2
Coding region: 448-1191 (247 amino acids)
Molecular function (GO): acyltransferase activity, transferring groups other than amino-acyl groups
Source: RefSeq, a predicted model, not a curated record
AAGGUCGCAUCUGGUCCUGUCGCGCUGCCGCAGCGGUAUUUGGGCUCAGAGACCGUCGUCGUUAACCACUACGCUGGCACUGAGAAGCUAAUUCCCGCGAUCCCUGGGUUUCGAACGAGUGCGGGUAUGUUUUUCUUUGUUCCACCUGGACUCGACUUCGAGGUGGUCGCGUGCGGGCGCUGCGGCUGAGGCGGCACCACAACAACCUCGAGGGACAAAAUUCUGGCGUGUACCAUUGGGCUCGCAAGUGCUAAUCGUCUUGUUGCAGCAUUUCUCACGAGCCUGAGUGCGAAUCUGCGCAUCGAUCCCGACCUGCCUUCGCCUCUAGGAACGCCCAUCCACUUCCGCACCAGCAGCCAACACCCUUUUCUCCCCCCGCCGUCACCGCUGGCCUUUUCCACCGUCUCGCAAUCGCAGUACUCCAUUCUCUCACCAGACACCGCCGUCAUGUCGACCGAGUCCGUUUCUGUUCCCGCCGCGGCGCCUACCGAUGGCCUGCCCCAACUCCGCACGUACACGGCAACCACCGAGGACGACCGCGUCGAUGGCCUCCGCCUGAUUGCCGACUCCGUCGCCCAGCAGCGUCAGAUCGCGAGCAAGAUGCUCAUCUUCCACCCGCUGCACCUCGCUGGCUUCGCACUCUUCAUCGCUAUCCUCUUGCAGCGCUUCUGGAAGACGAACGACGACCUGUACAUGCUGGGCCCGACCAUUGGUGGCAUCGUCAUGGCAUGUCUCGUGGCGGUGAGGUGGGCUACCGGGCGUUAUCUCACGUAUGCUGAGGAGACCAACUGGGACUGGCUGGGCGAUGACCGCAUGAUUGUCGUCCGUUGGGGCGAGGAAAUCAUCGGGGCGCUUGUGCUGGGCUGGGCCGACGAAGCUGCGAAGAAGAAGCAAGGACGCAGGAAGCGUGGCAAGGCCAUUGUGCGUGCGUGGACUGUGCGCUUGAAGUACAGGGGCAAGGGCGUUGGCGAGGGACUUCUGGAGGAGGCUGUCAAGGUUGCGGGAGAGCGGGGUGCGGACGGGAUUGUCUUCGAGAGGGACCAUGCGAAUUCCAAGCGCAUUCUUCCCAGCUUUUACAACAGCUUCAUGGACCAGCAGGAGGCCAAGGCUGAGAAGGCUCUCGAGAAGGUUGCUGAUGAGAAGGGCAACUUUCGCCAGCGACGUUCAUCUCCUACCUGGGGUAGCAGAUGAUUCCACUCACUCCGCCAUUUCAAGUAUCUACAGCGCUUGUCUCAUUCGGUGCCGGGCUUGUUUUU